Messenger RNA from Gigantopelta aegis, 954 nucleotides. RefSeq lists its product as uncharacterized. The transcript is spliced from 3 exons. Lineage: Eukaryota; Metazoa; Mollusca; Gastropoda; Neomphalida; Peltospiridae. The record is from RefSeq and is a predicted model, not a curated record. Bases 109 to 504 code for a protein of 131 amino acids.
UAAUAUUUUACUAAGAUUGCAACGAUCACCACAGAUAUCGGAGCAUAUAGUCGAAAAAAGGAAGAAAAAAAGAAGAUAGAUAUAUCAGACAGUUUAUUUGUUCGGAAAAUGUCAACUAAUUCGUGUGUCCUGAAGCAUGAUUCCCAAGCAACUUUUGGCUCCGUUGACUUGGAGUAUGACGCCAACUACAGCGUCGCCGAUGGUAAAUUCUGGUGGGAAGACAUAGAGGAGAACACUUUAAUAGAACACCACGACGACGACGUGCUGCGACGAAACCUGUCACGCAGCACCGACAACGACGACGACAACAACAACAACAACCAGAGUGAUGAAGAUGGUAUCAUAACAUUGGACAUCCACGUGUCAAGUUGGAGCUACAAAGCGGAGGUAAUUCCUGAAAGAAAGAACUCAAGGAUAUAUGUCCUCGACACGGAUGUCUAUACAGUGUGCGGGAUGGAGAUCAUUUGGGAGGAGGAACAGGAAGAGGAAGAAAUCGAAAGAUGAUGAUAAUGAUAAUGAUGAUGAUGAUAAUGAUGAUGAUGAUGAUGAUUUCCAGAAUAUUAUGGAUAUCUCAAGCCAAGCUAAUGCGUCUAUUAGUACUGGAUCUCUCACUCGAGCCGGAUAUAUAUGCAUACGUUUAUUACACAAGUAUUAAAAGUGUACAGCAGACGACAGGCCAAGGGACGAUGACGUAGUAGAGAGGCUAGUAGACCCGAACAAUGACUGCAGUUAACAGUGCCUAGUCCAAAACAAGAACAAAAGACACCUCUUAAUAUAAUACCCAAAAAUGGUACUUUUCGGCAGUUAGAUACCAGAACGUGUGGGGAAUGUGACAUGAAAUGACAAAAUACAUUAGAUGUGAAACUGGAAAUCCAUGGCAUUGAUGACCGCAUGAUAAAAUGCUGAAGAAAUAUAAAUUUCCAGACGUUUUGUAAUAAAAAAUUCACAAUGAUA